AUGGACAACUUCACAAUUAUCCCUAUCUACGUUGGCUUCAUCGAAUAUAAUAACCUUAGUUGGUUUGCAAUGAAAUUAAUGCCCUACUUCAAGGAUAGCUCCAACCUCUUCAUUUUCUCCCUUAGUUUGACACACUGGGGUAAGAUGGAACUUCUUUGUGAACGACUAAUGCUUUUCAUAGGGAGUAUAUAUGACUUCACUAAACUAGACGAGUCAAAACCGACUGUACUUGACACAAUCAAGGAAUACGACAUGUGUGCCAUAGAAGCCUUAAAGACUCUUACAUUCAAGGCCUUUGACUUGCAGAUAUGCUUAGCCAAGACUCCCAUGCCCGAUUUUCCCACUUGGGCAAUCUUUUUGAAGUUGACUCAGACACUUCUAGACGAGGAAGAGUAUCGAUGCAGACAACUUCCUGAUGAGGAAUUCUUCAAGUCCUACCAGGAGGUUGCGGAACUCGUGGUACACGGUCAGUCCUGGUCUCUACCAACUUUGACGAAAGAACGAAGCUCUAUUUCUUUUGUUUCGGCUUCACUAAGAAGGUACUUCAAGAAGUGCUGGCCAGAACCUCCAGUCCCGGCCACGCCACAGUCUAAGAGCUGCCCAUAA
Messenger RNA from Mesocestoides corti, 606 nucleotides. The record is from the annotation of a GenBank genome assembly. Lineage: Eukaryota; Metazoa; Platyhelminthes; Cestoda; Cyclophyllidea; Mesocestoididae.